UUUAAAUGUACAUUUGUAAAAAUACAUCUAACAGGGAUUUUGAGGCUUUCUCUGCUAAGACUUUUUGAUCUGGCCCUUCUUGUUUCCUGUUGUUAAACCAGAUGAGAGCACUCUUUUAAAAUGAGCCUACAGCAUUUCUUAUCCAUCUUCAUCAUCACCAUGUCAGCCCUGCUAUGCUCCGGCCGAUCCUUACCGAGGACGGCCCCUCCCAUCCGUCCCGGCCACCCCUUCCAGUUAAUGUGGAACGCCCCGACCGAGCUCUGCAACAUCCGCUUCAAAAUGCCCCUCGACCUCUCCCACUUCCAGUCCAUCAGCAGCACGCUGAAGACGGCGAUCAACCAGAGCGUCUCCUUAUUUUACACCGACCGCUUUGGCAUCUUCCCCUACGUGGACGAACACACCGGCAAGAUAUACAACGAGGGCCUGCCGCAGCUGAUAGACCUGCAGCGGCACCAAGAGUUGGCCGAGAAUAACAUCAAGUACUACAUCCCUGCCGACCAGCCGGGCCUCGCUGUGCUCGACUUUGAGGAGUGGAGGCCACAGUGGAACCGAAACUGGGGCAGCAAAGACGUGUACAGACGGAUUUCCAUUGAAACGGUCAAGAAGAAGAACCCAUCGCUGACCAAUGCCGAGGCAGAGGACCGGGCAAGGGUUGCUUUCGAACACGCAGCUAAGACGUACUUCCUCCAAUCUGUCCGCGUGGGGAAGCGGAUGAGGCCCAGCAGACUCUGGGGCUACUACCUGUUCCCCGAAUGCUACAACUACAACUUUAAAAAGGACAUGGCGGGCUUCACCGGAGAGUGUCCCGCAAUCGAGAAGAAAAGGAACGACGAACUGAUGUGGCUCUGGGGAGAGGCCACAGCGCUCUUUCCAUCUAUUUACCUGGAGCUGUUUCUUAGAGACACACUGCAGGCCCGGCUGUUCGUCCGGCAUCGCAUCCGGGAGGCCAUGAGGGUGUCGAUGCUCCCCAACAGCUCCUACUCCAUCCCCGUCUUCCCUUACAUCCGGCCCUUGUACAAGGACACCACCGACAAAUACAUGUCAGAGUUCGAUCUGGUGAACACCAUCGGAGAAGCUGCUGCUCUCGGCGCCGCCGGUGUAAUUUCCUGGGGUGACAUGAAGCUUACCGAGUCCGAGGACUCUUGCUUCCAUGCUCGACGUCACCUGGAGCAGGUCAUGAUCCCGUACAUCCUGAAUGUCACCACGGCAACACAGCUGUGCAGCAAGACGCUGUGCCAGAGCCGAGGUCGCUGUCUGAGGAAGCAGUGGGACGACGACGUCUUCCUCCACCUCGACCCGCGCCGCUACCGGAUCGAGCAGAAAUCGCGCGGAGGCCCGCUGGCCGUGAGCGGCGGCCUGUCGCAGGACGACGUCAACUGGUUCGACCGCAACUUCGACUGCAUGUGCUACGGCGAGGAACCCUGUCGAUCGGUCCUGGCCAUCAACGUCAUCGACGAGACCCACACAGAAUUGUAAUAUUAUACAUAUUUAUAUUAAUUUAUGUGCUACACAUACAGUAAAAACUUAUAUAUUUACAUUUAUUACAAGGCUUUGUUGAAUACUCAAUUCUGAUUGGUCAAUCACAGCAUUCUACGGUCUGUUAUUUCCGUAUAGCAGACCGUUGCCAUGGGCGGAGUUCAGAUCAUAGCUUCUGGAGGACCAUUUUCGAAUCAAUAAAAUCGUUUCCACAUCAAUAUUUUGUGUCAAAUUAUAGAUUUCUUUGGUAAGUAGCCGUGUAAAAAGCAA
Molecule: messenger RNA, 1746 nt
Organism: Etheostoma cragini (Arkansas darter)
Lineage: Eukaryota; Metazoa; Chordata; Actinopteri; Perciformes; Percidae
Product: hyaluronidase-5-like
Exons: 4
Coding region: 121-1476 (451 amino acids)
Biological process (GO): hyaluronan catabolic process; carbohydrate metabolic process
Cellular component (GO): acrosomal vesicle
Molecular function (GO): hyalurononglucosaminidase activity
Source: RefSeq, a predicted model, not a curated record